Molecule: messenger RNA, 7226 nt
Organism: Mycena citricolor
Lineage: Eukaryota; Fungi; Basidiomycota; Agaricomycetes; Agaricales; Mycenaceae
Source: the annotation of a GenBank genome assembly
AUGCUUCAGAAGGGAAGUCUGCUUGCCAUUGACAAUUAUGUGUUGAUGGUUGCGCUCAGGUUCUUUCGAAGCUUUAUGAAAAAGCACAGGAUAUGGCCAACCCACUGGACCGCCAUGAACUCAAUUUUUCUCUUCCUACUCCAGAUCUCGGUUCUUUCCUCUGCUCUUGCCUCCUUCAGCGACUUUGGCAUCCCCAAGUCAAACGCGACUGUGGACGUCCGGGCGUUCGAUGUGGGAACCGCAACGCUCACCAACGAGACACACACGUUCUUCCGACCUAUCCUCCCGGGACACGAAUCGCUGGUGAUUCCGCUCUUUGCGUUUCUCGUCGAACACAAGCGGUCGGGCAAGCGUGUCAUGUUCGAUCUCGGGAUGCGCAGUGAUCCGCAGAAUUUCGCCCCAAGCAUCAAACAAUUUUUCACGGGCGGUGUGAUGCGCAUUUACGAGUCUAAGGACAUCACGGGACUCCUCGAGGCAGGGGGGAUAUCGCCCUCGAGUAUCGAGGCUGUUGUUUGGAGUCAUGCACAUUUCGAUCACAUUGGAGACAUGUCGAAAUUCCCGCGAGGCACUCGUCUUGUCAUUGGCUCGGAGACGAUCACAGAAACAUAUCCAACAUUUGCCAAUGCGACUCUCUUGCCUUCCGACUUUGCUGGACGCAAUGUCACGAAAAUAAACUUCAAAGCGGCCAAGCUGAUCUUCGCUGGUAUGAACGCGGUUGACUAUUUUGGAGACAGCAGCUUCUAUCUGCUGGACGCACCAGGGCAUAUGCGGGGACAUCUGAUUGCUCUCGCACGCGUUACCCCGUCCUCGUUCGUCGUUCUCGGUGGCGACGCUUUCCAUCAUCCUGGGGAACUCCGGCCGAGACCGGCGUUGUACGACAAGUACCCGUGCCCCGCGCAUCUGCUCACGCAGACCAAAACCGCUAUCUCCACAGACUAUUUCUGGUCACCGGAUUCAUCGGCGGGCAGCUUCGACCUCGCGUCUCGCGGCCAGCCGUUCCUCACUAUAUCUGAUACGUCCGACUCAUUUUACGCCGACCCCACCCUAUCCCAGGUCUCCCUGGACAAAAUAGCGGACUUUGAUGCUGAUCCAGACUUCUUCAUUGUUAUUGCCCAUGAUCUCAGCAUGAGAGACUUUCUACCGCUAUUUCCCGCAUCUAUCAACACUUGGAAGCAGGACAAGCUGAAGGAUCGAGCGCUGGCAAUCACAGAUCGGAUCACAUCCGCGACCGAGGCAGCAUCUUUUGCACCGCCAGAGUUUUCGUGCACGCGCCCGCAGAAGAUGCCCGACAUCCCAGUGGGCACCCAGAUCUUCGAUUUGGUCUUCCACCCCAGUCAAUCGACGGUGUACACCGCCCUGCUGACGGGCCAUGUCAAGGCGUACGAAUACGACAGCGCAGGGGGACACCGGCAAACGUUCGCGGUGCGCCCAUCGAAGCGCUCCUGCCGGACGCUGACGGUCAACGAAGACGGCUCGCGCGUGUACGCAGGGGGGAAGGCCAAGUCCAUCUUCACGGUGGAUACGACGACGGGGGGAGUGGUAGAGACGCGUGCAGCAGCACAUGAAGACUCCAUCAACCGCGUCAAGCAUGUUACGCCGUGGCUAGUGGCGAGCGGAGACGACGCAGGCGUCAUCAAGCUUUGGGACCCCCGUCAACAAAACUGCAUCCGCACGCACAAGCAACACUUUGACUACAUUUCCGACUUCUUGUGGCUUCCCGACAAGCAGCACCUGCUAGCGACCAGUGGUGACGGGACGCUCUCUGUGAUGGACGUGCGAUCCAAAAAGGCUGAGGCCUUCGCUCAGUCAGAGGACCAAGAAGACGAAUUGCUCUGCGCGACGACAAUCAAGGGGUACGUCGUGGGCACCCAGCUGGGCAUCCUCUCCAUCUUCAACCGCUCCAGUGGAUACGGGGACUGUGUGGACCGUGUACCAGGGCACCCCGCGUCGAUCGACACGAUCACCGCACUUCCACCCGACUUUGUUGCGGCGUCCAGCAGCGCAGGGAUGGAAAACACGGUGCUCACCGGGUCCUCCGACGGGCUCGUCCGUGCCGUGCAAGUGCUGCCGACGAAACUUGUUGGUGUCGUCGCAGACCAUGGCGAGUUGCCUGUCGAACGAUUGGCGAUCGGAUUUGGCGGUGUUGCGCUGAGUGUGGACAGUGAUGCCGACGAGGACGACGUAGACGGUGGCGGCAACAGUAGCGGUCAGAAGGUCGGGAGUAAAGGGAAGCAAAAGGCGCAGGAGGACGAUGACGAAGAAGGAUCAUCGACACAACGACCUGGAAGGUGGUGGGUCGGCAGUGUGGGCCACGACGAAGUCCUCCGGCUCACAGAUCUCGAUGCCUUCUUCCAGCAUCCUGCCCAAGGCGAAGAUGAGGAGGAGAGCGAAGAGGGUGAGGCCUCUGACGCGGGUUCAGACGGCGCUAGUGACGAGGGUCAUGAAGCGGAAGAACAGGCCCCAGAGGAUGACGCAGAUUCCGAUGACUCUGACGACGCUCCGACAAGCGACCGAAAGCGCAAGCGCAAACAGAAGGUGCAAGAUCCUUUACAAGCUACGCGGCGAAAAAAGGGUCGGAAUGAAUUGGACGUGGAAGACGGAGGGUUUUUCGAUGGCCUUUGAGCAGCAGGUGUACGAGCUGGUGCAUGUGACAAGCAACGCGCAGUACCAGGGACGCCGAGGACUUCGCCAGCAAAUACAUGCAGUGUUGUUUCAGGGAUCUAUCUGGUCCCAGUCGUAUGGUCGCGAGGUGUCGGCUGAGUUGCAGACGAUGUCCCCUAAUCUAAGCUUACCGAACUUGGCAUCUCCCCCCGCUAGAUGUGGGACCGGCGCCCCACGCCCAGCAACGAUGACAGUAUGUCGGGGAGACUAUUCUUAUCCUGACAUGAUGCGCGCUGAAUCCUGAGAAUCGCCGUGCGAGCGAUAUCUCGUCUGGUGAUCAACGACAGAAAUCGGGACGCAAUCAAAGUGUGCGAGACUGAGUGUGCGAGACUGAAUCGGCGGUGUUGCACCAGCAAGACCCCUCGGCGCUGAUACGGGAUCUGUGGCUCGCCCAGGCUGAUUCGUACAUACAGCGUGUGUGAAAGAAGCUUGGGACGAAUACAAAAACGCGUUGCGACUUGACGUCCGAGUCGUGGGGCUGUCUCGCACGGACACGCAGAUGCAUAGAAGCAGGCCAGAGGGUAACCACUGCCCAGGGUUCGAUCAGUCCUCCACGACCCCCAAGCAGCGUUGCCAGGCUUCGAUUCGAACAAGAUCUGGAGGUGAAAGAUAGCGCAUUCCGUGGGACGCGUACUAUAGAUAUCCCGAUCUUUGUGCCCGAAAUGAGCAUUAGUCGCAGCACAUUGCCCCUAACAUCCUGGGACGCGUGCAGAGAGCAAAACGAGGUACAGGCAGAGCGGCAUUCCCCUCAGAGGUCGUCGUGCGUUUGGUCGUGAUGAGGACGCGCCACAGGGCCCGCUGCGCACGGCGCAGUCUGUGCGGCGAUCAAGGGAUGAUUUGCAUGUGAUUGAUCGGAGCUCAGCGGCGUGCCAGCGGACUUUGACAGUGGCCCUGCGCUUCCUACACUGUAACGCGCACGUCGACGACCAUCCAUAUCGAUUCAACGCUUGCUUUCUAUGAUCGUCUCCAGAUCGGCUCUCGGGCUAGGCACACGCCGGAGCCGCGUUUCCGCUCGUUUUCUGUCCAGCAGGGCGUCCAACAUCCUCGCGGCGCUCGACAUCACCACGAGCGGGGAAGUCCACGGCGUGUACGACGGAGAAUGGAAGGGCACCGGGGACGUCGUGGAAAGCGUCUGCCCCACGACUGGAGAGGUUCUGGCACGCGUCAAAACUGCUUCGCCAAUUGAAUUGCACACCGCGCUGGAGAAGUCCAGAGAGGCCUUCGAGUAUUUUCGCAAUGUUCCGGCUCCUCGUCGCGGAGAGAUUCUGAGGCAAAUCAGAGAGGCUCUUGCGUCCAAAAGAACGGAGCUGGGUGCAUUGAUCUCGCUUGAGAUGGGGAAAAUCAAAACGGAAGGUGUUGGAGAAGUCCAAGAGUUUGUGGAUAUUUGUGAUUAUGCCGUAGGCCUUUCUCGUAUGAUGAAUGGCCGUGUGGUCGCAUCGGAACGUCCAGGACACUCCAUUUUGGAAGUCCCCAAUCCGCUCGGGGUCGUCGGGGUGCUGAGCGCGUUCAACUUCCCGGUCGCCGUCUAUGGCUGGAAUCUGUCACUUUCGCUGGCAGCUGGUAACGCGACUAUCUGGAAACCCUCGCCGUCCACUCCACUCUGCGCCAUUGCUGUCACCAAGAUAAUCAGUGGCGUCCUUGAGGCCAACAACGUCCCUGGGGCAGUUGCGGGUCUCAUCACAGGCGACAAGGAUGCCGGCGAAGCGAUCACUCAGAGCCGCAGCGUUGAUCUUGUCUCAUUCACUGGUAGCGAGCACGUGGGCCGCAUCGUCGGCAAGACUGUGCAAUCGCGUUUCGGUAAGCUGAUUCUGGAGCUUGGAGGGAACAACGCCGCAAUCGUAAUGCCUGAUGCGGAUCUAAAAAUGGCCAUUCCAUCAGUAUUUUUCGGAGCAAUCGGGACUGCUGGCCAACGCUGCACGUCCACUCGUCGGCUGUAUCUGCACCGCAAGGUCGCUGACGAGUUUUUGGAGCGUUUGGGAAAAGUGUACUCUUCUGUCAAGCCUGGUGAUCCUCUGGACGAUGCGACGCUCCUCGGUCCCCUGCACACGGCUUCUGCUGUGGGAAUGUUUGAAAAGACAAUUGAUUAUCUCCACGACACAGAUGCGGACAUUAUCACGGGCGGAAGGGUAUACUCCUCGGACCGCCAACCGAUGGGAUGCGAUGGCAACUUCGUGCAGCCCACCCUAGCCGUGCCGAAGGAUGCAGAUCACUCUGAUAUCUUGUGGCAAACGGAGUGUUUCGCGCCGAUUUUGAAUUGCGCGGUGUUUGAUGAACUGGAAGAAGCCAUCCAGUGGAACAACGCGGUACCCCAGGGUUUGUCCUCGAGCUUAUGGACGCGUGACAUGAGGAAUGUGGGAACAUGGAUUGGGCCCCGCGGGUCUGAUGCUGGAAUUGUGAAUGUGAACGUCGGUACGAGCGGUGCCGAAAUUGGCGCAGCUUUCGGUGGAAACAAGGUAUGGACCGGGGUCGUGAAUCUGGCGGUGACGCCUGGAAGCAAUACGUCCGGUGGUCUGCGUGCACAAUCAAUUUCUCGGAUGCUGCUCCCUUAGCGCAGGGCGUGGACUUCAGUGUUUGAAAUGGGAAUGAAUUGGACGACUGUACUGCGACAACAACGCAGUUGAUGGGAUCACGGAAUCAAAUUGAUCAGCAUUAGCCUAGCGAUUCCCCUUUCAGCAUGAUUUUUUGAUACUCGCAACGUGCAUGUCCUGGGUCCUCUGUGUCUGGUCGAUAGCACUGCCUUUUCCCCCUCGAACAAGCCUAAACACGCGACCAUAGAUGCAGUCCGUGAGAGCAGUGAUGUGCUUCCCAGACAACCACGGCAUGCACAUGUUCUCGUCGACAUGUCGCCAAUUCUGAUCUGAUCGAUUCGCGUAUGCCCGAUCGGGAACCUCAGAUCAUUCGACGUCCCAGCGAAACACCAGAUAGGCUUUUAAUCCCGGUGGAGCACCAGGCGUCACUGAAGUUCCUGCCCAGUCUUUGUUCCUCAAACACUCCUCGUGCUUUCCCCACUCUGCGCACAUCGCCGCAACCCAUCAUCCCUCCAUGGCUGCUCAUGCAGACGACCUGCCCUGGCCCGAACUGGGCAACGUUUCCCGCGGCGCGACGCGCGGCAACCAGGGCCAAAAAGGUGUCCUGGGACCGCCCGAUCGCGAGGGCCGCUGUGUGCUCCAGCUGCGCGUCCAGCCCGGGGUGCUCGCGGUGCGCCUGAACCGCCAAGCCAGCGACUGGUACCGCAUCCUCGACAACGAAGUCAAUCGCGCGCUCAAGCUCACGAAGACGUUCUGGCGCAAGGCCCGGCGGCGCCAGGACUACGAUCCGCGCGCGGACCAGGACCACAUGGAGCUGCACGAGUGGCUCCAGCAGCUCAAGGACAAGACGAUGUCGCAUCUCGAGCUGCUGAUGCAGAAGGGGGACAUCCUUGGCCCCCCGUACACGAUGCCCGAUGACGUCGAGCUGACGUUCCUGCGCAAGUUCGUCGAACGAGAGGCGGCGGGGAUAGCCCAUAAUCCGCGGCUGCGGAACGGCGGCGCGCCGCCCGGCGGGGAGCACGGCGCAGGGCCCAGUGGGUACCCAUCUAUGCGCGGCGAGCCGACCUCCGCCGGCUCUUUGUCCCCGGAACCAUCGGAGCGCGUCUACAUGGACUCGAAGGGACACACUGGGCUCGAUCACCUGUCCGAAGCCCGUAAUUCGGGAUCGCCAUCCCUUCGCAACGCGGAGUCGUUAUCUCACGAGGCGGCAGCAUCGAAACAGGCACUCCAGAGUUGUCGCGCCGCGUUCGCCCGGGCGCAGAAAGAGACGCAGGAGGCGUUCAUCCGCUACCAGGCCUGCCUGAGCGCCGAAAACCAGGCGGGGAACGCCGUUGCCGCUGCAGAGAAACGCCGGGACAAUUGCAUGGGUGCUCUUCUGUCUCUGAACCAAACUGUCGACAGCAUGUCUAGGCACUCUUCAGUUUCCGGCGACGAACCCAGCCCCAGAUACGAUGACUUCCGCGGCGCAGACAACAUGUCGAUGCGGGCCAUACCAAACACGAAGCCCAUGGCCUGGUCGGAUGUUUACGGAGAGCCUCAGACGCACCUGGAUGACCCGCACAAGCCCAGAAAACGAACGUGGGAGCACAGCCAGCAGCAGCUGCAGGGCGGGUACCACAGCGAUGCCGAUUACCCGCCGCCUAGGGCAACCGAGGUGUACGACAGCGGUGCUUAUGGAUGCCAGGACAUGGCUGGCCUGCCCCCGCCCAGAAAACGCGUGCAUCACAUGAUGCCCAACUUUGACGUCUUGGGCAGCGCGGCCAUGCAGCCCAAUGGCAUGACGCUGCCCUCAUAGCCUGCGCCCGCCGGCAUGUAAAGCUAUUUCUGUUCCCCCGCGCAUUGUAUGUAGUUUAUACCCUCCCUGCCUUGCUCUGUCCCUUGUAGCAGCUCCCACGACUUAUAUCCUUUACACAUGAGCUAGUUUGUGCCCCCACCCGCCCCGUAACAUAGAUGUAUUUCCGACAGCUUAGUCGUACCGUAACAUUAUCAUCCGAUGUAUCCUUCGUACAUGUGUGUGCUACCCCACCCCAAUUUUAG